Molecule: messenger RNA, 7395 nt
Organism: Gasterosteus aculeatus aculeatus (three-spined stickleback)
Lineage: Eukaryota; Metazoa; Chordata; Actinopteri; Perciformes; Gasterosteidae
Source: RefSeq, a predicted model, not a curated record
CCCCCAUUUUCCCAUCCUGUGUGUGAUGAGGCAUCACAAUGGGCGAACAAUGUGCCUUCGGAGCGAGGUUCACUGCUUCCCGAUGGCUCGACUCCAACCGCGGCCAAGGCCAAGAGCAGCGCGGGGACCUCCGCAGAAAGACCGGCUGGAAGGAGCAUGAAAGAAAGCGAGUGCGGGGGAGGUGCGGCAGGAUGCGGGGCGCACUGCCUGUGAGUGGACUGCAGACCCUGCUGGUCCUCCUCCUGCUUCAGACCGCAGGCGAAGCCCACGUUGACACCCUGGUGAACAUGCGCAAGGUGACCCAUCAGACCAUCAGCGAGGAGCUGUCCCAAACCGUUCUCCUCCCCUGCCUCUUCACCCUCCGCCCCGGGGCCGGGUCGUCCCACGAGCCCCCCAGGAUCAAGUGGACCAAGGUCUGGGGCCAGAGGGGCUCCGACGGCCUGCAGAAGGAACAGCCGGUGCUGGUGGCCAAAGACAACGUGGUCAAGGUGAAGAAGGCCUUCCAGGGUCGCGUCACGCUGCCCGGUUACAACAGGAACCGCUACAACGCCAGCCUGGCUCUGUCGGGGCUGCGCUCCAGCGACGCCGGGCUGUACCGCUGCGAGGUAGUGGUGGGCAUCAGCGACGAGCAGGACACCGUCCCCCUGGAGGUCACAGGUGUGCUGUUCCACUACCGGGCCCCCGACGACCGCUACGCCCUGUCCUUCGCCGACGCCAAGAGGGUGUGCCUGGAGAACUCGGCCGUCAUAGCGACCCCGGGUCAGCUGCAGGCCGCCUUCGCCGACGGAUACGACAACUGUGACGCCGGCUGGCUGUCCGACCAGACCGUGCGGUAUCCCAUCCAGUCGCCUCGGCCCGGUUGCUAUGGGGAUCGCGAGGACUCACCCGGAGUCCGUAACUACGGCGACAGGUCCCCCGAUGAGCUGUUUGAUGUCUACUGCUUCGCCAAGCAGCUUCAAGGCGAAGUCUUCCACUCCUCAGUGCCAGAGAAGCUGAGCCUGGCCACGGCCUCCACCCACUGCCACUCCCUGGGCGCCCAGCUGGCCACCGUCGGGCAGCUCUACCUCGCCUGGCAGGCCGGCCUGGACCAGUGCGACCCCGGCUGGCUCGCCGACGGCAGCUCCCGCUACCCCAUCAACGUCCCGAGGAAGAACUGCGGCGGGGACGAGCCCGGGGUGCGGACCGUGUACAACAACCCCAACCGCACCGGCUUCCCCGACACCGCGGCCCUGUACGACGCCUUCUGUUACCGAGCCCACCGGCUGGCGGGGGUCCGGGCUGCGGAGCCUCAGGUGUUGAACCCAGCAGCAGAGCCCGCCUCCUCCUCCUCCUCCUCCUCCUCCUCCUCCUCCGUCUCCGACGCCGAGCGCCUGGACCCUUUUCCGGAGACUUCCGACUGGACCGGCCUGGUCGACUUGGACGGCGCGGGAGUCCGAUCCAUCGCCGGGAUCGACAACUCCUCCGAGACCUCCGAAGAGCACGUCGUCAUCCACCUAAAGCCGGAGGAGGGCUGGGGGGGGAAACUGGAGGAGUUCAAUGACACAAAGGGCGGCAACACCACCACGGGCCUCGCCGACCCGGAGAGACACGGAGGUUCAGCUCACGAGGUAGAAGAAGAAGAAGAAGAAGACGGCGACGGCGGCUUUUUCGGAUCCUCCCCCGCGUUCUCACCCGCCCCCUCUUCCACCCCCCAGUCCCACACCAGUAACAGCGUGUUGGCUGAGUUUGUCAACGCGCUGAUGAAGCCCUUCAGGUACUGGAGAGGAGGCGAGGGGGUGGAGGACACGGAGCGGGGGCCGGCAGUGGAAUCGGCAGAGAACCAGACGCAGGGAGAAGCCUCGGGUUUACCCAAACCAAGCGUGGACAACGGCGGCGUGGACAACGCCAUCGCGCAGCGCGGCGGCGGGAGUUCCUCCUACAGGACUCCCGCCGGCGGGCCGCGGCGUCCCGAGGACGGCCUGUCCGAGCAGGAGAAAGAGGUGAUGCCGCUGAUUCGAUUGGCGCCUGCGGUCCAAAGCGCACGGCGGCAGGACACCGACACUGGGCCGGGAGAAAGAGCCUCCAACGCGUCCGCGGCCGCCGACCCUCCGCCCGACGGGUCUCUGGCGAUGGAGGGGAGCAGCGACGGGAGCAGCUUUCCCGGCGGAUUUGGUUCAAAAGCCAAAAGCAGCCCUGAAGUGAAGCCCUCGCUCGUCCCGAGCCCCACCCAGCCGGUGACGGUGGGGGAGCUCACCUCGCCGUCCCAGUGGCAGCUGGUGCAGCAGCCCACCACCCCACCCGGGGGCCCCUUGGAGCCGGAGCCGGCAGAGGAAGCCAGGGGAGAGAUCCUCUACGUCCGCGGGCCCACCCACGACCCCGCCCACGACCCCACCUCGCCGCCCUCGCCCGGAGAAGGAAGUACUUCAGACUCGGCGCUCAGCGCCGGUUUUAAGAAGUACGGCGAAAGCACCAGCCGAGUGGAGGCGCCCACUUCCGCCCCCGGGGUCCUGACGGAGGCGCUGACCACCCCCGCAGCGACCGCGGCGGAGCUUCAGACGACCGGAGGCGCACGCAGGACGGACCCUACCGCCGCGACGACCCCACCGGGGAACCCCCCGGAGAGCGCCACCACCGAGGAGGCGUCCAUCUCCAUCUCGUGGGUGCAGGAGGAGCGGGAGAAAACGACACGCGACCUCUCAGCUGCUCCGGCUCUCAGCACCUCGGGCGCUGUUUGGUUGACCACCGCUGCGUCGGGCUCCAACGCCGCCGCCGCCGCCGCCACGGAAAUGGAAUCCCGGUCGGCGGUGUCCGAGUCCUUCGUGGUGGGGAGCCGGUGGACGCCGUUCAAGAGCGCCAGCCCGAAGUCGGAGGACCACGAAGCGCCGGUGUCGAAAGAAGCGAGCAACCCUUUCGGGAGCGUCGAGCCCAACUGGGCCUUCGGGUUCAUCCAAUCAGUGGAGGACAACCCGUGUCAGACCAACCCGUGUCUCCACGGAGGCAGCUGCCUGCAGGAAGGGGACGGCUACAGCUGCUACUGUCCUCAGGGCUUCUCCGGAGAGAGCUGCGAGAUCGACAUCGACGACUGCCAGUCUAAUCCAUGCCAGAAUGGAGGAACCUGCAUCGACGAGAUCAGCUCCUUCGUGUGCCUUUGUCUGCCCAGCUACGGGGGGGCCACCUGUGAGAAAGACACGGAGGGUUGCGAGCACUCGUGGAGGAAGUUCCACGGCCACUGCUACAGGUACUUCAGCCGGAGGCACACCUGGGAGGACGCCGAGAAGGACUGCAGGGAGCACAGCGGACACCUGGCCAGCGUCCACAGCCCGGCUGAGCAGAACUUCAUCAGAGGGCUCAGCCAUGACAACCCCUGGAACGGGUUAAACGACCGCACGGUGGAGGACGACUUCCAGUGGACCCACAAGAUGGACCUGCAAUAUGAGAACUGGCGGGAAAACCAGCCGGACAAUUUCUUCGCCGGAGGGGAAGACUGCGUGGUGAUGAUCGCUCACGAGAACGGCAGAUGGAACGACGUGCCGUGCAACUACAACCUGCCCUACGUCUGCAAGAAGGGAACAGUGCUUUGUGGAGCCCCGCCCACCGUGGACAACGCCUUCCUGAUUGGUCGUCAGCGCUCCCACUACGACAUCCACUCCGUGGCUCGCUACCAGUGCGCCGACGGCUUCCUGCAGCGCCACGUGCCCACCGCCAAGUGUCGCGCCAACGGCAAGUGGGACCGGCCUAAAAUCAUCUGCAUAAAAUCCCGACGGGCCCACCGCUACCGGCGCCACCACCACAAGGGCCGGAGGGAGCGCAGGAAGCACAAGAGGCACGGCCACAGAGAGGGGGGGCGCCACGGAGGGGAGCUGGGCCACAGCCACGCCCACGUCUGAACCAAAAAAGAAGAGAAAAUAAUGAUAAACGCCCUCUUUUCCCCCCCGUCCUUUCCUCCGCUGCCAACUUCCUGUCCCCCCCCCCUCCCCCGUCCCUCUCCACUCCUCGUCGCCCCCCCCCCCCCUCGAAACUCCCACUUUGACAGCUUACAACUCAAAACUCUCAGCCCGAGGCCCCGCCUCUGUCCUUAGCCACGCCCCACCCGUAGCCCCGCCCCCUGGCUCCCACGAGUCAGUCUGUACCAUAACGCCGUAGGCCAGGUGUCCCCGGGACAACCUGUCCCCCCCCCCCCCCCCCCCACCACACCUCCCUCCGAGCUCAACAACCACCUGAAACACGGGGCUACGCCGACCUGACAGAGAGAACUUGAGAUCCACGCCGGACGCCGUUUCGGGGAGAACAAACCACGAGAAGAGACGACGUGACUGAAAGUCCGUGUUGUUGACUUGAGCCUUUUAUUACUUUAUUUUCUACAAACACUCUGUGUUUAUUUGUUUGGUUUUGCUUUUUUAUAAGACACUGUACUUGACUUUAACGCGACUUAUUCUCAAACAGGUUUGAUUGAUUUUUUGUUGUAAUUGAACUAUUUGAUUGUUAGCGUUGUAUCUUCUUGUCAUUGUGAGUUACUUUAGAUCAGAUACGAAAAAAAAGAAAAGAGAAAAAAAAAACAGGAGAAAUGUGAAGAAAAACCCCCCCCACGACAUUUCAUCACGUCACCCGUCAGUCACUUUUGUGUCAAACCGUCUCAAACAGACAUCCGUCCCUUCAUCCAGGAGAGCAAAGCCCGUCCUCGCCUCGGCAAUCCCACGUCCGCUUUGUCUUUCCUUGUAGUUUUGUGUCUUUGAUGUUUUGUUCAAUCGCUAAACUCGACCUUUUCAAUAAAUUAUGGCACAUAAAAUAUCGCUUGACCUCAUUAGCGGACCAUGGAGGUAAUAAAUUGGCCUCGACCACUUUGAGCCGACGGGUGGUUUUGGAUUCAGACUCGAUCACAACAACAAAGAAGAAGCAUUUUAAGACAGGAGGGGGGGGGGGGGGGGGGGCUCUCUCAUCUCGGGGUCGGCAGAGAUUAAGGCCUCUGAGUCUUCGCCGUGUUCGGCUCUCGGGGGGGUUUUCAGGCGGAUGGAAGGAGCCAUUUUCUCUCUUUUCUCUCCCUUUCACUGCUUAAAGUGGUGUUUGUUUGUUUUAAGCCGACACUGGCGAGGUUUCAUCCGUUACGUUUCCCCUCUGUAGGUUCUCGCUCCGUCUCCCAUCACCUCCUCCCUCCUCGGUGCUUCUCGCCGUCGCUCUCUUCUUUUUUUAUUUUUAUUAAUUUAAGUACUGAAGGAGCUCCGGCAGCCUCAAAACCACCACUUAAGUACAAUGGGGUUGUAUAAAGCCACGUGAGGUAGGAGGAUCCAUCCUCUGCACCCUAAUUCUCUGCCUGUGUUUGUGUCCUCUCACCUUGGCAAUGACAACACGCGCAGAAAGUGAACCCACACCUCUGUAUCAGUUUAAUUAAUCUCCCGCGUGCCUAAUUAACAAGUUGCGUUAUCUGCGGCGCCGCGACGCCGCGGCGAGGUUCCAGGCUGACGGGCGGCACGGUGGCAGGUCCGGGGUGACGGACGCGGGGACCCGGAGAACUGUCUCAGCUGUCAAAACCCUGUCGCGUCUCACAUCUCGGCGGCCCCCGUCUCUUUCGAUCUGUCCGGGGGAAGACGGAUCGAGUGCAAGGUGCAUGAAUAAAAAGGGAAAAGCACAGAUCAGAGGACCGCCGCCGAAUCCAAUUCGGAGUUGAUGUCCAGCGACAGCGUAAUUACAGCCGUGUGAAAGUUCAGCCGUGUGACGGGAGUUUAAAAACUUUCCCCGAAAUGAUGAAGAGAGGAACUGAAGAGCCGAGAGCACGAGAAAGAAAAAGAAGACUUCAUUAAUUGAGUCGGAAGCAGCGCGUCGGCCUCCUGGGGAGUGAUGGCGCCUUCAACCGCUUCAACCAGUGUAGCAAUGGUGGAAUUAGCAAGCUAGCUAGGUAGCUAGCGAGCUAACAAGCCAGCCUCCAUUUAGUAAAACGACCCAAUCCUGGAAAUGGAUUUCCCAGGUUGAGCCUAAAACGUUCAGAGCGCAGCGGAAGCCAAACACAUACGAGGAAAUCAUGCGUGUGGAGGUCAGAAGAUGAUCAGUUCCACCGAUCUGCUGUUCCUUCUUCCUUUCUCUUUGUUUGUUUGUGCUGCUUUCUUCCUGAAUGAGUCGGACAUCCCGCUGGUAUUAAUUCUUCUCGGUUGUUCAUUGAAGUUUUGAGGAGUUAGAUUCCUGUCGCAGAGAAGUCCAAAGUAAUAACAGCCUGCUGAGGUCUGUGUGUGUGUGUGUGUGUGUGUGUGUGUGUGUUCUCUCUCUCUCUCUCUCUCUCUCUCUCUCUCUCCUUUGAAGGGGCCAUACUUCCUCACAGCCUCACAUGUGGCUUCCAGUAUUGGAUUCAUUUUUAUCACAUUCUUCCCCUCUAAGACUUCAAACGCGUUGACCCCUCGCACUUUGCUUUUGACUCCUCCUUUUGAUCUGCUCGGCUCGCUCGGCUCUCCCUCUUCCCCUCGUUGUUCCUCUUCUGCUGGAAGCCCCCCGAGGGCAGAUAGGCCUGAGACGAAGCCUCAUUACUGUGAGCCUUAAUUGUGAGGAACGAGUGGCGUCGUGGCUCGUCGUGGCUCGGCGGAGCUCUGCGGCCUCCGCUGGCUGUGACUCGGGUUAAAUAACGACGACACUGAUCGGUUGGAGAAAACGUGGAGAAAAGUACGCUAAAAUAAGGACACAAACGGGUCUCCUGGGUGAAAGCGUUCGUUUGAGCAAAGCCUUCUUUUAGUUUAGUCUGCUGAGGGGGAGAAGAUGCUGGAAUCAGACGCCAUCCUGCUCACGUUUCUGCUUCUCUGUUUGGAUUUUGAAACGUCACAAGAUACACGUCUCCUACUCCGAGGUCUAGUGUGUCCGCUUCCCUCCCAGUCGUCCUCAGACAGACAGACGGACGGACUAUUUCAGGCCGUCCGCCUUAGGUUCCCCAUUAGGGCCGUCGACGCCAUCGACGGCGCGAUGACCGCCGGACGUUUUUUCCCUCAGACGAGGCGGGAAACGGACUCUCAGCGCUCCGCUGGCUCUGCAUGUUUCGCACCGCUGCCUCAUCAGACGUUUUUCCAAAAAGUCCGAAAGAGGCUCAUUGACGAACAUUUCUUCUUCUCUGUGAUGUAGAUACUCUCCUCUUCUCUCGUUGCAUUUAGACCGUGUGUGUUUGUUGCUCUCUGGACCUCAGCGGAUACAAAAACACAUCUUCCCUCCUUCCACUUCCUCCCUUCUGCUCUCGCACUCUUUUGCUUCUUCUUUCUUUUUGCAGCAGAAGCCAGUUGAUCCUUAACCAUCCGGCUCUUCGUCUGCAGGCGUGUUAUUGAGGUCCGCGAGUAUUUAUCCAUACCGAGUGAUGAGUGUUCUUAUGCCUUCCAGUCCAGUCAUUGUAUUAUAUUCUUUACAUGACAAAUGAUCAUUAAAGGAAACCCUCGUUUGGGUCCGUCGACUGUC